Molecule: messenger RNA, 237 nt
Organism: Rhizophagus irregularis DAOM 181602=DAOM 197198
Lineage: Eukaryota; Fungi; Glomeromycota; Glomeromycetes; Glomerales; Glomeraceae
Source: RefSeq, a predicted model, not a curated record
AUGAUUUUUAUAGUUGUUCAAGUUAAUGAAGACGUUAAAAUUUUAACUGGACCUUUAGCCAAAGAAGUAGAUGAGAAUGAUUUAUUUUCAAAUUUAUUCGAUUCAUUAACUUCUGAAAAAUAUUCUCACUACAAUAUACAAGUUGAAGUUAAAACAACUCAAAUACAGUCAACUCUUUUUAUAGUCACACAUUUGGGACAGUCCAUAUCUGGUGAUUAUGAGCAAACAGUCUUAUGA